Molecule: messenger RNA, 3172 nt
Organism: Sipha flava (yellow sugarcane aphid)
Lineage: Eukaryota; Metazoa; Arthropoda; Insecta; Hemiptera; Aphididae
Product: mediator of RNA polymerase II transcription subunit 25-like
Exons: 18
Coding region: 123-3011 (962 amino acids)
Biological process (GO): positive regulation of transcription by RNA polymerase II
Cellular component (GO): transcription regulator complex; mediator complex
Source: RefSeq, a predicted model, not a curated record
UUCACUGUAGAGAAAACAAUUGCAUUAUAAUUUAGAUGGAUAUCGUGAUUUAUAGUUAAAUUAAAUAUUUUUGGAAAGCUUUAACUUUCAUUCCCGAUAAUACUUUUUUUUAUUGCUUUAAAAUGGUUCUUGGGCCAUUAGAUCAUUCUGUACAAACAGAUAUUAUAUUUGUAAUAGAGAAAACGGCCAUGAACACGUACAUUAGUGAACUCAAAACUAACUAUGUGACUCCAACUUUAGAAUACUUUAACCAAGGACCGAUUGAGGAACGAGAGUAUCUAUCUGAAAGUAGUAGCGCAAUCUAUGGUAUUGUGGUAUAUGAAGCGAAUGAUUGUAAGCCAUAUCCUUGUUGUCGUACAUAUGGAACAUUUACAAGUCCACAAAAAGUCAUAAAAAUGAUUGAAAAAAUAGAUAUGAUUGGAGGCAUGGCUGAAUCUCAUGCUUACAUGGGUGAAGGGUUAGCAACAGCGUUGGUUUUCUUUGAGGAUUUGCAAGAAAUACGUGAAGCUAAGCAGAGACAUUGUAUACUCAUAUGUAAUUCACCACCAUAUAAUUUUCCAAUUAUGGAAUGCGAAAGUUAUGCUGGACGUAGUGUUGAUCAAAUAGCUAAUCUUUUUCAAGAAAAAGGAAUUUUACUUUCAAUAUUAUCAGCUCGAAAAACUCCAGCGUUGUUGAAAUUAUUUGAAAAAGCUGGUGGUGAUUUACAAAUUUCUCAGAACAAAAAUUAUGCAAAAGAUCCAAGACAUCUAGUUUUACUUAAUGGAUACAGUUUAAAAGAACGUCCAAUGAGUCCAUGUCCUCCCACUACUCAUUCUGGUUUAUCAAUGACCAGUCCAUUACCAACAAAUGUUAACAUUGGAUCUCCAGUUGCUCAAUGUGCACCAUUUAGAACUAAUAAUCCAGUAAUGGCCAUGCAGAAUCAAGUUCAGCAACAACAGCAGCAGCAGCAGCAACAACAACAACAACAACAACAACAUCAACAACAACAGCAACAACAACAUCAACAACAACAAGCUGUUCAGGCAGCUCAACAAGCUGUUGCUGUUGCACAACAACAACAACAACAACAGCAACAAGUUCAACAACAGCAACAAGUUCAACAACAACAAAUGAUUCGUAAUGUAAAUCAAGCUCAAAAUCAGCCGUACUCAAAUGUUUCAAAUACAGGGGGUUUUUUGAGACCAUCUCAAGCACCACGUAAUUGGCAAAUGAUGCAAUCGCAACAACGUCAACCAAAUCAAGCAAGUGCAUUGAUUGCACAAUUAACACAACCUACAUUCCAACAAAGAUUGGCUGUGGCAUCACAACAACAAGUACAGCAACAACAAGUUCAACAGCAACAACAAGCUCAGCAACAACAGCAGCAGCAACAACAAGUUCAGCAGCAACAACAGCAGCAACAGCAGCAGCAGCAACAACAGCAACAGCAACAACAGCAGCAGCAGCAGCAACAACAGCAAGUGCAGCAGCAACAACAGCAGCAGCAGCAAGUACAACAGCAGCAACAGCAAGCUGCUUUACGAAUGAUGAACCAACAGCAACAACAAGUUCAACAGCAACAACAAAAUGGACCUGGAAGACAAACUAUUUGGACAGGAACAUUAGAAUGGAUAGAAAAAUCAAAACCAUUAACUGAAGUACCUAAAAUAACAAGAAAUGUUCCUUGUAUAGUUUCGGCUACUUUGAAAAAUGGAGAACCAGAAUUGAAAGCAGAAACUUGGCCAGAAAAAUUGAUUAUGCAGUUAAUGCCCAAAAAUUUAAUUGGAAGUAUUGGAGGUGCCCAUUUAAAAGAUUCAAAAUCUGUUGUUUUCCAACCCACACCAUGCGAAGCAUUAGAAUCAUUGACAAAAUACAUGACUAAUGGAUAUGCUGGAUGUGUGCAUUUUAACAGUGCUCCUACUUCUCACAACUGUGAUGUCAAAGUCUUAAUUUUACUUUAUACGCCAGAUAGAAAAGCUUUUAUAGGAUUUAUUCCAAAUGAUCAAGCUGCAUUUGUUGAUCGAUUACGUAAGCUUAUACAACAUCAAAAAGCUUCUUCAGCUAUGUUACGUCAAGGCCAGGGUGGAAUGGGAAUGCCACAAGGCAAUAUGCCUGGUCAAAUGCAAUUGCCACCAGGUCCAAAUAUGCCUAGUGGUCCAGGAUCUAACCAGAUUCCUGGUCUUAUGCAAAACAGUACAUUAACAGCAUCCUUGCAGAAUCAAUCUCAAACAAAUUUAGCUGAUUUGAUGGGGUCUAAUUUUACACCUCAAGGAAAUCAAGUUGUCCCCAACAGUCCUUCAGUUCAAAUUAUGCCUAGUCCUCAACCAACUGGACAAUCAGUUAACAAUCCUAACAUGUCAAUACAAAAUCCCGGUAAUGUUGGUGUCCAUCCUUCUCAAAGUCAGUAUAGUGAACAUAUUGAGAUAGCUAGAAAGCAGAAUUUGGCUAAAAUACUUCAACUUCGACAGACACUAGAAGCAGCACAGCAACAAGAAUUACAAUAUAAGUCUCAAAUGGAGAUUCAAAGUCACCAAAUGAACAUUCCACAAAUGCAGCAGCGUUUAGAACAAGCUCAAAUGCAAGAAAACAUUUUAAAAUCCCAGCUUGAAAUACGUAAUCAAAUGAAUGUGCCUCAAAUGCAACAAAAUCUGGAACAUGCUCAAAUGCAAGAGACUAUAUUAAAAGCACAAUUGGAACAUCAACAGGAAGAGCAACAUAAAUUGAGAACACAACAAUUCCACAUUCAUCAACAACAGCAGCAGCAACAACAAUCAAGACAAAUGGUUCCUGGAAAUCAAUCAUCUCAGAUUAUGGGUAAUAGUACACCACAGCAAAGAAUGCAAAUGCGACCUGUAAUGUCUAGUAAUCCUGGUCUUAGACAUUUAUUGCAACAACAACCUCAAUACAGACAACAAAUGAUGGGCAUGCAGCAAGUGCCUGUUGCUCAGGGCAGGGCACUACAACCCCAACAACAGCAACAACAACAACAACAGCAGUACGAUGAAGUUCCAUCCUUUGACUUUCUUAAUUAACUUAAUAAGCAAUUAUUUAAAUUACUCCUAUAGAAUUGUUUUAUAAUUUAUAAACAUUUACUAGUACCUAAGACCAAAAAUACUAUUGAAUUUCAACAAUGCAGUUCUAGGGUUGUUUUAUAUUAUUUUAAUUUAUUUUAAAUAAAAUAAAUUUUCUAAAA